AUGUCCGUAGCUAUCGUUCCUCACUACACUGUUGUCAGUUCAAAAAGAAGACAUGAAGAUGAACCAAUAGAAGUCCUGGGAAAGAUGAUUAAACUGGAAGUUGAUGAGUUUGAAGUGAUUCCUGAGCCCGACUUUGAUGAACUCAUGGGAAUUAAUUUGAGCCAUGAUGCCGCUGUUUGUGAAGAAGAUGGAAAUGAAGAAGGCGUGCAGGUUGAUCCAUUGGUACGUGUUUUACAUUUUUUUAAUUUGGCUGUUUCUAAAAUAUUUUUGAUGACGUGUUACAUAGAAGCAAUUUUUGAACCUUCUCAAGUAUUACACUUUGUUUUGAUAAAAAAAUGAUGACAUUUUUUGACCAAUUUUUAAAGAUUCUCCUUGGUGUUUUAAAGAUUUUUGUUUUUUUUCAGCUCCUUGUUGAACAUUGCGAAACACACCAGCAUUACUGCUAUUGCUACGAGGAUGGGGAAUACGAUGUCACAAGUACAGUCAAAGAAGUAAAUGAAGAAGACGGAGAAAUCGAUAUGACGAAGUAG
Molecule: messenger RNA, 530 nt
Organism: Bursaphelenchus xylophilus (pine wood nematode)
Lineage: Eukaryota; Metazoa; Nematoda; Chromadorea; Rhabditida; Aphelenchoididae
Source: the annotation of a GenBank genome assembly